AGCAGAACCAGCUGUAUCAGCAGCAGCAGCUGUAUCAUCAUCAGCAGCGGCAACUGUAUCAUCAUCAGCAGCGGCAGCUGUAUUAUCAGCAGCAGCAGCUGUAUCAUCAUCAUCAGCAGCUGUGUCAUCAGCAGCAGCAGCUGUAUCAGCAGCAGCAACAUCUGUAUCAGCAGCAGCAGCUGUAUCAUUAUCAUCAGCAGCUGUAUCAGCAGCUGUAUCAUCAGCAGCUGUAUCAUCAUCAUCAGCAGCUGUAUCAUCAGCAGCAGCUGUAUCAGCAGCAGCAGAACCAGCUGUAUCAUCAGCAGCAGCUGUAUCAUCAUCAGCAGCAGCUGUAUCAGCAGCAAUAGCUGCAUCAGUGAGAUUAAUGGGCAGCGGUCACUGUGCCACCAAGCACUGAGACCCCAGUAACUGUGACAGCAGAGAGAGACGUCAGGAGGUGUAUUAAUAGCAGCAGCAGCAGCAUUAUCUGUAUCAGCAUUAGCAGGAGGAUCCAGUAGAGGCGGCUUGAGCUGUGCCAGUGAAACAGCAGUCGCAAGAGGCGAUAUUAUAACUUGCAGCAGGAGCUCUACCAGGAGAGUUAAGCUGUAGCAGCAGUGGAAUACAGCCGCAGCAUUUGCAUCAACAGCAGCCGUAGCGGUAGACGCAACAGCGCCUGUAGCAAGCAAUCACAGACAACGACAUCAUCAUCAGCAGCAGCAUCAGCAGCACCAAGGCAGCAGUAGAGGAGACAGCAGGGAGGCAACAGCUGCAAGCAAUCACAGACAACAACAACAGCAGCUGCAAGCAAUCACAGACAACAACAGCAUCAGCAGCACCAAGUCAGCAGUAGAGGAGACAGCAGGGAGGCAGCAGCUGCAAGCAAUCACAGACAACAACAACAUCAACAGCAUCUGCAAGCAAUCACAGACAACAACAACAACAUCAUCAGCAGCAGCUGCAUCGCAAUGGCGAGCGACAGCAGUCUGCGUGGGGACGUGGAUCACGCGUUCUUCAGCAGCGACUCGGAGGCGGGGGUCGGGGGGCCUGGGACCAAGGAGCCGGAGACCCCGAGGGACCAACCUGGGACUGGGACCCCGAGGGCUGAGAACCACGUUGGAGGCCACACGCCUGUGCCGGUGAGACAAGUGACUUUUGGCGAGAAGAGUGACAGCGAUAGCGAGGAUGCGGAAGGUGGGGCGUCCCAAAGGGUACGGGCUGGGGAGCCAGCAAAGGAUGCGAAACUCGAUACUGCUAGUGGAGAGGACACCUCGGCAACCGGGGGCCACAAGGAGGAGGGUGACGACAUUGAGACGACUCCACGCGCGGAAGUGGAGAGCCACGAGAGCAACAGGAGCAGAGGAAGCAGCACGAGCAGCAGCAGCAGCAGUGACGAGGACAGUUCCGCGGAUGACAGAAAAUCGAUAGAUGGCAGAACAGCUCAAAAUGGUGCCAAAAUUGAAGAUGAUGUGAAAUCAGAAAAGAAAAUGGAAAAUGACGCCAAGUCGGAAAGCGAUGGAAAAUUGGAAGAUGAAACCAAAUCACAACGUGGAGCUCAAUCGCCGUCUCGUACGCAGUCAGCGGACCACGGGAAGCCUCCGGAUCAUGCGAAUUCACCAGAUGGCGCAAGGUCAAGGGGGCGGAGCAGUUCCCAGGGCAGUGCCAGAUCCUACAGAGAUUCGUCAAGUGACACCGUCAAGUCCAGAAGCAGCACCGCGUCCAAGAAGAGCAUCGCGUCACGGACCAGCGCGAAAUCCAAAAAGAGCACAGGGUCCAGAGCUCGAAGCCAGGCCUCGCAGAGCCGUGAAGAGCACGGAACCAGGGCUGGUGCCAGCAUCAAGAACGACAGUUCUAGCUCCGACGAGGAGGACCACACGGUGCCACCGGGGAAGGCGCAGGGUCUCAGGAAGCCGAGCCCAGUCGUGAAGUCGACAUCCGAUAGCCUAGAUGGUGGCCCACGAUCGCCGCGGCAGGCGAAGGCGUCCAAGAAACAAGACAGGAAGGCAGACAUUUGGCAGGCUCCUGCAAUCUGCUCUACGGCAAAACCGGUGAAAACGACAAAGCAGUCAUCCUCUUCGGCCAUCUCCUCCUCGUCCACUCUGUCACCUCUCUCAUCCGGUGUGGAGGGUCAGUCGGGUGGUGGGUACCGCAGCUCGCGCGUGCUCAGCGAGGCUGAGGAUCUCAACCACCUGCUCAAGGCCGUAGUUGCUAUGGAGACACGGCCCAAGACUCGGCGGGCACCUGGAGAGGGCAGCUCGGCCACCAGCCGAGUCCUGCGGGCGAGUGCCUACGGCAACGUGCGCCGUCCACUGCGCUCCAACUACUCGUUCAGCGAGGAGCAGGUGCGCAGAAUCGACCGCGACAACCAGCGACUGCUUGAGCGCCUAUGCCACCUGUCCCUGCCACCACUGCCCCCGCCCGUCCGCCGUGCAGGAAGUGGGAGUGUCGUUAUGGUUCCCAGCAGACCGUACCACACAGCUGUGACGCGGGAGAGGGCACUUCGCAGAAUUCAGGAGGAGAACAUGCUCAUACUGCGCCGCCUGGAAGCUGUGCGACCGACUCCGGGUCUGUCCAGAGCAGAGCUGCUCCUCCAGUACUCGCGCCAAGCAGCAUACAUGGGCGGCCCCUCCUGGGCCCCAAGCUCCUCGCCCCGCAGGGCCCGUCGCCUGGGGGUCCACAGCUCCGUCUAGAGCCCCCCCCCCCCACUGUCCCACACCCCACCACCAACUGAGGGUCUUCGUUACAACUCUGGAUACCCUAACCAAUUGAAGGCAGGUGCACCUCAAGAAAUGGAUGGCACUUAUCUUGCAGGUCUGAACCUAGGUUGCGUGCCAUCUGACACGAGUUUAAAGUUUUAUUAUUGAAAAUAAAAUAAAAAAUAUAACAUCACCGUCGGGCGCUCUACGGUGAUGCUACAAUGACGUCGCUACAUUGGAGCGUGGAACUGCUGUGAAGUGACGUCACGUUGACUUCACACGAGUGUCAUAGUGACACACUUGACCAUCAUUUCUAGAUGUAUUCUUUCUCAAUAAUGGCACAUCGAACUCGUAUCGAAUAUCUUGUAAUACACAGCCUGGGUAUGUAUCUACAACGUACAAGCUGCUUAUCUUUUUUGGAGGGUUGUAUCUUCCUUGAAGAGCCUCCUACCCUAAUGGGAAUUUUGAUGGUUAUUUUAAGGCACAUUUUUCAAUAUAGACGACCUCCUGUCUGCUAAGAGACCUUUCAUCCAACACAAAUGACUCACCUCCACCAGAGGGGUAUUCCCUCCACGGGGGUCCUAUUGCUCAUCCUAAGAGACUCCUCUUCACCUAAAUCAGGGGUCGGCAGCCAAAAUAACAAGAAGAUAAUUUCUCUUCGAAUUCAGUAAAAAAAAAAUAUCAAUAUCUCAAGAGCCACAAUGCAUGUGAUUAUGAGACGGUGGUCCUUUAUAAUUAACGUCACAAAGCGGUCCUUAAAGAGCCGCAUGCGGCUCCGGAACCGCAGAUUGCCGACCACUGACCUAGAUGAUUUUUCCUUCACCAAGGAAACCUAUUUUCUGCCAAAAUAAUUCUCUCUCCAACUGGAGGCCUUCUCCUCUACCUCGGAGAUCUCUAAUACAUUGAGAACACUCGACCACCAAGGGGCCUCCUCUCCCUCCCCUUCUCUCCUCCAACGAAGGGACCCCUCCACUCUACCCCACAGAAACUCUCAUUCCCUUCCAUGGCUCUUCAUCUCGGGACCCUCGUACAAGGCCACUGAGCAGCAGUCCUGUAUGCAGCUGCCCACUGUUAUCGUUUUAUGGGUGUUAUCUUUGACCUUGUCAGUGGAGGAACCUUGUAAAUGUGAAAGGGUGGGGAUGCUACUGCGAGUGUCGCUCCGAGCAGCCGCGCACACGCACGUCUAUACGCAGUGGUCUGUUCACUCACAUGUGUACAGCACACACCUACGGGUGCACAUACAGCUGUGCACGUACUCCCAUAGUUUGUUCCACGUAAUCAUGCGCACACAACACACAUGAUCAAGAUUCUAUGUGAAGCCUAUAAUGUCCGCUAUUAAUAUUCCAGAUAUUUAGGCAUUGGCUUAAUUUGGAAAGCAACACAAUUUGUCAAAACGACCUGCCUAUAUUUUACAAAAAAAGAGAUUUCGAUUAUGUGUUUAAUGAAUGAAAUGGCUACAGCAAAGAAUUGUAUUGAGAUUCAUACAAUUGGCUUUAAUCGGACCCGUUGGAAUUUGACAAAACAUUACCUGCUAGUAAGACUGUAUGGAAUUUAACAAAAGAUGUCAACAGGCAUGUUCCUGCUCCAUAUAUUAUUGCAGGUAAUUACACUGAUUACAAUUUCCUUAUUUAGGCACAUUGCUAUGUUGAUUUUCAUUAUAAAGUUUAGUUCCAAUAGUGCUCCCUACCUGCUGUUUGCCUGCCUGUUUAUUUCAUAGCUUUAAUCACGGUUUACCUUCAGUAGCUUCCCUAGGUAUGUGUAUAUAUAUAUUUCGAUUUAAAGCUUUCGUGACUGCAGGGAUUCAUCUUCUUGGUUCUUUCGGUAAAGUCACGUA
Lethenteron reissneri (Far Eastern brook lamprey) is the source of this 4506-nucleotide messenger RNA. RefSeq names its product cilia- and flagella-associated protein 97-like. NCBI's taxonomy places the organism in Eukaryota, Metazoa, Chordata, Hyperoartia, Petromyzontiformes, Petromyzontidae. Gene Ontology annotation, biological process: spermatogenesis. The record is from RefSeq and is a predicted model, not a curated record.